Molecule: messenger RNA, 759 nt
Organism: Danaus chrysippus (African queen)
Lineage: Eukaryota; Metazoa; Arthropoda; Insecta; Lepidoptera; Nymphalidae
Source: the annotation of a GenBank genome assembly
AUGAAAAGGCUCGAUCAACAAAUAUGGGGAUCCGAAGACGAAGAAGAUAUAGACGAAGAACAUAAUAAGAACGAGGCAAAGGUUGAUCCCUAUCAUGGAAAACAACAAGAACUACCUGAGCCCGAAGACUUUGAAAUGCCCGAUGAUUUAAACUUGGACGGCGAAGAAAAAGACGAUAAGAAUGGAGAAACCGAAACUGAAAAUCCGUUUGAAAUCGACGCGAUGAAAGAAGCUUUACAAGAAGAGCAGAAAGAAAAUGAUGGUGAAGAUAAAGAUAAAGGAAAUAAAAAUGGGUUAGAAGUGUCCAGUGAUGAGGGAGGUGAAGGAAACGAUGAUGAACAGAACAAAGAGGAAGGUACUGAAACGGAGCAAGACAAAGAGAAACAUGAAAACGAAGAAAUACUGAAAGAAACAGGAGAUGAUAAAACACAAGUGGAUGAAAACAAUUCGGAAACGGAACCGGAUACACAGGGUGGCUCAGAGAAAGAAUUACCAAAGAAUCCGGAUGACAUAACGAAAGAUGAAGAAAAACAAGAGACUAACCAAGAUCCGAAUCCAAACGCGGAUCCUUCUAAUAGAGAUCCGUCGGCUGAGGAUAAAGUUGAGAACGCAGAAAUGGAAAAAGGAACAAAUGACAAUGUACAAAUGAACACGGAACCUAUAAAUGAUGAAGACGCAGCACCUUGUGAACAACUUCAAGAACUAGAUAAGAGUGAUGAAGGACACAGGGGAGAUAAACAAGCGACCAGGGGCGAAUAA